Messenger RNA from Dichomitus squalens LYAD-421 SS1, 3429 nucleotides. RefSeq lists its product as uncharacterized. The record is from RefSeq and is a predicted model, not a curated record. Gene Ontology annotation, biological process: DNA-templated transcription; regulation of DNA-templated transcription. Gene Ontology annotation, cellular component: nucleus. Bases 1 to 3429 code for a protein of 1142 amino acids. The transcript is spliced from 13 exons. Gene Ontology annotation, molecular function: transcription cis-regulatory region binding; DNA-binding transcription factor activity, RNA polymerase II-specific; zinc ion binding. Lineage: Eukaryota; Fungi; Basidiomycota; Agaricomycetes; Polyporales; Polyporaceae.
AUGGCCGCACAUCCCAACCAUCCUCAGCAUCCCAAUCAUCCUCCGCAUCCCAAUCAUCCCCCGCACCCUCAAUUCCUGGACGUUGAUUGGCCUCGUAAUCAUGGCGAGAUCCCUACUCAGCCGCUCCAGCUCGAGAACGAGUUCGACAUCGAUCCUUCCCGGUACGAUAUCCUCCAGGGCGAUCUCCAGCCGCCACCCCACAUGGACCGCCGCAGACACCAGCAGAACUCAGGCUUCAUGAUGAACAACUUCAACGGACAGCCUCAACACUUGGGUGGCAACGUCAACUAUCCCUUCACCUUCCCGAACACCCAAUCGCAGCCGCAGCAUUUUGGGGAGAUUUAUGGCGGUAGCGACGGGGGGCAGCAGUUUUAUCCGGACACACCGUACUCCGGCGUAUCAAAUCAGUCUAUGCCCAGCUCGCCGUUUUAUCCAGACGACUUGUCCGCGUACACCUUCGGGCAGACUCCUGGCAUUGGCCUCGGACAGCACGCCCGCCCGAGCUCAAAUGCCAACCCUGGCCUGACUCCGACGAUUCGGUCCUUCCGGGGGGACGUCGCGCGCACACCGGUAUACUCAAAUGUUGCUUCCCCCAUGACCCCCGCUUUCGCUUCGUCUCCGAAUUAUGGUAUGCCCGUGCAGACCGGCAUGCCGUUUCGGGGAGAUCAAGGGUUGGGAGCACCGCACGCGCCGAAGCGGUUGCGAGCGCUCGACGAUGGAGAGGGCGAGGUCUCCUCCGCUGAUGGGGAUGGGCAGGAGCCGGAAGGGGCACAGACGAAGGGAGAGGGCGCGAAGGCGCCGAAACCACUUGGCGCUUGCGCGAGGUGUAAAGGGUUGAAGGUCAAAUGCGAGUUCAAGACCGACCCCGACAUUUGCAAGCGCUGCCUCAAUGGCGGUCAUGAAUGUGUCAUUCCUGGUCGGAAGAAACGUCGCGCACCUCCGAGGCGUGAUUUGCUCCUCAGUCAGAUCCGCGAACAAGCGGGUAAGAUUGAGGAGCUCAUGAAGCAGCUCGAGAUCGCCAAUAAGCGCGCGGGUAAGAAGGGAUCUGGGGAAGGCACCAAUGCCGCGUCUCCACCCCAAGAUGCUCUGUCCAAUACCGACAAAGACACCUCGAACAUGUCGGCAAGCGAGCUGACGACAUCUGACUUCGGAACUCCGGAGCCCGUAACGGAACAGAUAACCAAACCCGACGUCCUUGACUGGAUCGCUAAAGCCCGGGAGUCGAUUAUGGCGUUCGGAGACUAUAUCAACAUGGGCGGGCCGACCGUGACGCAGGACUUGGUUGGGGAGGACGUGUUGGGAUGGAAGUAUAGCAGCGACUCGUACGACGAAUCCAGCGGCGAGGAGGUUGGUGGCUACGACGACGAUAGGGAGGACGUGAAGAGCAUCAAGAGCGUCAAGAGCGACUUCCACGUCGAGGUGGAGGAUGUUGAUGCGAAGAAGGACCAGCCGCAGCGUGGGCGCACGCGUCCUGGAGAGAUCCCAGCUCAGGCGCAGGACGAGAACGAGACCGGCAGCAGCGCGACGCGGAGCUCGCGUCGUAAGAAGAGCAGAGGGGGGCUCACGCGGGAGAGGCUCGCCAUCUUGCCACAAGAAGGCGCGCCGAUCGGCUUGCUCGCGAAUAUGAGCCUGAAAGCAUCGAGGAGCACGCGGAGUCGCAAGUCAAGCCGAAGCCGGAGUGUCAGUACGGUGGACUCGAACGAGUUCGGUGUGGCAAAUGAGGACUACUUCCGCGCGAGCAGUCCUGGCCCAAAUCGCCCCAAUGUAUAUACGCAACAUCAAACCCCUUACAUCCUCCGCAGUGGUUUGGUGACCCCAGCGGAAGUAGAGAAGCUGUUCAAAAUAUAUUUUGAUUACAUGAACCCGUCCCUUUCUCUCCUAGACCCAGUCCUCUAUACCGCUCAGAAGACAUUUUGGAGAAGCCCGUUCCUUUUCACCGUUAUCUGUGGUAUAGCGUCGAGAUUCUACUCUGCGCGUCCAGAACUGUAUCAACAAGCCAUGAACUGCGCGCGCUUGGCUGCUGGCUCAACCCUUAUCGGCGGACAGAAGAACGUGGAGUGCGUGCAGGCGUACAUUUUGCUCGGCUUAUAUCCGGUACCGACAAGAAAGUGGGAGGAAGAUCGAUGUUGGGUUUAUCACGGCCUUGCAAUGCGCAUCGCCACUGACCUCAAUUUGCAUCUUCCGAACACGGCGCAGCCUCGGAACGAGCAGCAUGCCCGAGAAAUGCUCAACAGGACGCGCGUUUGGCUCAACUGCUUCAGCGUUGACCGUCAGAUGUCGUCUCAAUAUGGAAAGGCCCCGAUCAUCAGCAACACGGAUUAUGUCGCCAAUCACACAGAGCUUUGGUACAAGCAGUCUCCGUAUAAUAUUCCUGGCUUCGACAUUCACUUGUGCGCAUAUAACGCGGACUUGAAGGUCCUUGCAGACUAUCGAUAUACGAUCUUCAGUGAUCCCGACCAUCCUGUGGGGUUGAACAGCGACAUCGACAUCACCAUUGAAGCGGCCAAGACGGAUGAUAAGCUCGCACGUCUUUGGGAGACUUGGAUCGCGCGUAUUCGCGAGGAGGACUGCAGGACGCCCGCCGCUGAGUAUCGCACAAGCAUCUUGAAGUUGGCGUACAGUUACGGGCGCAUUGCUGUGCUCUCUUUUGCCUUCCAACACACGCAAGCUCAGGAGACGUCCCAAGAGUUCAACGAUGCUUUCUUCUGGAGAUGUUUACGAGCGACGAAGGACCUCAUCAGGACGCUAUUGGACGAAUUAGCUGCGCCCCACCUAAGGACAUACUUGCGACAUGGGCCAGAUUCACAAUGCGUCUUUAUCACAUUCACGUGUGCAUUCCUCAUAAAGCUACUGCAUCCUAGGUUCGUUGACUAUAUCCCCCGCGAGACUCGAGUGGAGAUCCGUAGUAUGGUCGAGGACGUCGCCAACUUCCUAGGCUCUCCCGACGUCGCGAUCGACGAGCGCCACGGCCCCAUGAUGUACUCGCGCUUCUUACAAGGUCUUCUGGACACACCCCUCGCUCAUGUAGAUCACUCGCCUGCUGCGCUCAAGCGCGCGCAGAGGGCGCUCCCCCAUCAUCCUUCCCUGCCCCGUAACCAUGUAGGCGACCACCAGAAACCCGAGGUAACGACUUCGGACAUGGGGUCUUCGACAGAAACCCACGACCAAUCUGUGGUCCCUCCCACGGAAGACACGCACUUUUACGACAUUGGAUUCGAUGGUGAAGGCACUCAGCCUGACGUCUCGGGGAUGUAUGCGACCCCAUUACCGUUUGACAACGACUUGCUGCAUUCGAUGCAAUCGUUGACUGACGCGCAUUGGUCGAACAUGGUGUUGCCCGGCUUCAACUGGAUGGACACUAUGCAGCAAGACAACGAUGUGCAAAUGAAGUAUCAACCCGAUGUCGGUGUAUCAAAUUCUCAUUACUAG